AUGCCACCAACGCUGUCGCCGUCGCCGUCGCCGUCCCCCCCGGUCAAGCGACCCAAGGUCAUACUCUUCGACAUUGGCGGCGUCCUAACCGCCUCCCCCUUCCAAGCCAUCCUCGACUACGAGCUCCGCCACGGCAUCCCUACGGGCUGGAUCAACUACUCCAUCUCGCGGAGCGCACCCUCGGGGUUCUGGCAGCGUCUCGAGACCGGCAGCAUCCCCCUGGACGAGGCCUUCUUCGCGGGCUUCAACCGCGACCUGCACGACCCGGCCCGCUGGAAGGCCUUCUACCUGGCCCAUCAGCAGCAACAACAGCAGCAGCAGGCGCAGACCAGCAAACCCACGCAGAUCCCGCCCAUGCCCCAGAUCGACGGCAAGUAUCUCUUCCACGCCAUGAUGUCCGCCGCGCGCGUGCCCGACCCGUGGAUGUACCCGGCGGCGCGGGCGGUGCGCGCGAGCGGGCAGUACCUGGUGGCGGGGCUGAGCAACACGGUGAAAUUCCCGGCCGGCCACGACGGCGACCGCGCGCAGAUCCCCCCCUUCCUAACGGGCCUCUUCGACGUGCUGGUGUCGUCGGCACACGAGGGCCUGCGCAAGCCGGACCCGCGGAUCUACCGGCUGGCGCUGGAGCGGGUGGACAAGUUCGCGCGGGCGCACGCGGGGUCGGCGCGGGGUCGGGCGCUGGGGUGGGCGGACGGCGUGGCGGCCAGGGAUGUCGUCUUCCUGGACGACAUCGGGGAGAACCUGCGGGCGGCGCGGGCGGCCGGGUUUCGCACCAUCAAGGUGCCCCUCGGGCGGGCCUACGAGGCGGUGGAGGAGCUGGAGAGGGUGACUGGGUUGGCGCUGGCGGGUGACCAUCCCAAGAUUCCCGUUAAGCCGGACUUGGCGGGCGGUGCUGGUAAGGCAAAGAUUUGA
Thermothielavioides terrestris NRRL 8126 is the source of this 912-nucleotide messenger RNA. RefSeq lists its product as uncharacterized. Lineage: Eukaryota; Fungi; Ascomycota; Sordariomycetes; Sordariales; Chaetomiaceae. Bases 1 to 912 code for a protein of 303 amino acids. The transcript has 3 exons. The record is from RefSeq and is a predicted model, not a curated record.